Molecule: messenger RNA, 2211 nt
Organism: Hyaloscypha bicolor E
Lineage: Eukaryota; Fungi; Ascomycota; Leotiomycetes; Helotiales; Hyaloscyphaceae
Product: ankyrin
Exons: 3
Molecular function (GO): protein binding
Source: RefSeq, a predicted model, not a curated record
GUCUCUCGAGAAGAAUGCAGCAACUGUUUAGGUUUUCUGAACACGCCGAAUGGGCAGGCUUUCCUUCGGCAAUGGCAUGUGGAGCUUCAAGCGCGGAAAGGCCAAGACGGAAUUGCAAAGCUCUCGGAAAAGACAAAAUCCAAAGAAUACGAGGACCGGAAGUCAGAGAUCUUCUACCAUUACAUGCAGGGUCGCAGUGCCAAAUGCAUCAAAAAAGAACUUGACCGUGCUGGUUUCGAGUUUUCAGCCUCAUCAGAAAAGACUCUCGCAAACAGAUUAGAGGACUGGGGAUUUACUUUGAAUCCAGAAAUCCGAAAACUUCUCAAGUCAGACCUGCGUAAGCAAGUAGCCCACUUGCUAAAAGUUAAUUGUGAGAACUCUAUUCCUUUGAGGUUGAUUAUUAAAUUAAUUCUUCACAAUUAUUCACAUUCCCUUCGAUUAAAUAUAUACCAUUCACCAACUUUCAACCCUCCUGCCUCGGAUUCUCAGGCCGCACAUCCCGCAUACGAUGCUACCUUCACCCAUGGUAAUGGGGACUUACACCACUUCAAUGAUCCGCAGGCCAGUUUACGCGCUAUCCCGAGUGUCUUGGGUCCACCAACCUUUGUACAGGAGCCAUCAACGCAAGAUUUUGAACUCCAAAUGGAUCUCGACUUGGGCUUCAGCAAUCCGGCACAUCUGGGUGAAACAAAUUUGGAGUUCAGGAGCCAAGAUAUCGCAUCGAAUCCUGUAGAUGUUGAUUCAGGGUACUAUUCGAUGCAGAAUCAAGUCAAUACGGCUUCUCAGGCUGGCAUCAUCAGCCACCUGCCGUUCCACCCCGACAUAUCUUACUUCGAUCCUAACAUUACCGUUGAAAAGGUACCCGAAGCCGAGCAUGGCACCUCUCAAACCGCGGCGGACCUGUACCCCCACUUCAACCACCCCAUGACCUCCGAUGAUUUUCCAAAGAGGGUUUCAAUUCUUCACGUCAUCCCCUGCAAAAGAGACCACACUCCUGUCAGACGGGGUCAGAGCACAAUCUGCGAAUGUGGCGUUCGCCGAGUUCAUGCCACGUGUAUGCGCAUUCCAGACCUCAACGAUCGCCGGAUUUUGGAGCGACUCGAGAGGAUUCACGACAAGGGUGGUGUUGACGGAGCUGGAAACACCGCUCUCCACUACAUUGCAGAGACAGGGAGAAGACAACUACUCGAUUACAUGCUCAACUUCGAAGGUAUUGAUAUACAAUGUCGCAACACACUUGGACAGAAUUUUCUGCACGUUUUAAAUGCCAGUGGUUUUGGUGAAGAGCUGGCCAGCUUCUUGUGGAAGUUCAAGGGCUUUGGUCUCCUAGACCAACGCGACCACCACGGUAGAACUGUCCUACAUGGCCUACUCCGACACCCAAUUAGACAAUCGGUAUGUCGUGAAAUCUGCGAAAUGUAUGGGCCAACCCCUUCUCAUCACCUCGCGCUCCGAGAUAAUGAAGGAAAAGAUGCGGCAAGAUAUCUGGAGGAUGUGUCCAAGCAAAUGUUUCCCUUCGCAUCCUAUGCGCAAGUGGAUUAUGCACAGACAAUUGUACUUCUCAAAAACGAAGCCAAAUCCUUCAUCGUGGGUUGCAGUGCGGCGGAUGAAAGCCAUCCUCGAACUCAUCUGGAAGAAGAGCGUGACCGAAAACAAGUGCUCUCGCAACGUCAAGGACCCAAUACUGAAGAUCUCAGAGGCAAAAACACUCUUCAUUGUUGGGCAUACUGGCCACCGGGCCACACUUCGGCUGAGGAAGACUACCGUGUCCAACAAAUGACACAGGCAUUGGUCAGUGGAGUUGAUAUCAACAGCUACGACAGAGACGGGAGGACACCGCUCAUCACACACAUCUGUCAAAGCCCUCCGAACGAAGAAGAAUCUGCAAUACAUUCCAUCACCGCAUUACUCAUUAAUUACGGUGCCAAUGUGCAGAUGGUCGACCGGAAUGGUCAUUCGGCACUUUAUUACGCGUUGCAGAAGGGCUUCAGUAAAUGUGUCGCGAUUCUCAUCCAGAACGGCGCUCGUGUCAAUCAUCGUGCAGCCGGUGGACGCAGUUUACGAAAGAUAGCACAGAAAAACCUUGAUGAGCAUGCGAGUGCAAGAGACGAGGAAGGCUGUAAGAAGCUCAAACACUGCCUCGCGAUAAUGUUGGCCCUUAUUGAUGGCAAGGCUGUUCUUGACCCGACCCCUCUAGAAGAGCAGGGUAUC